Messenger RNA from Eurytemora carolleeae, 1338 nucleotides. RefSeq lists its product as uncharacterized. Bases 937 to 1338 code for a protein of 133 amino acids. The record is from RefSeq and is a predicted model, not a curated record. Lineage: Eukaryota; Metazoa; Arthropoda; Copepoda; Calanoida; Temoridae. The transcript is spliced from 5 exons.
ACCAUAACCCCCCGGCUUGCAAUACUCGCACACAAGAAUAAGAUGAUUCAUUAUUAGUUGUACUGCCCCGUUUAAGCCGUCUAAAGUCUGUACAACCAUACUGUACAACUUGCCCUCGCUUCCUUAAAGCCAGUCCUGUCCUUUGAAUAAACUACAGUGCUGCAGCCACAAUUAUUAUGUAAAUGUGAAUUUCGGAUAUUUUUGACGUUAUAAAAACUAAACUAAACUAAAAGUAGAUCCAUGAUUUAUUAAGUGGCAUUUCUAAUUCACAACGAAACCAUUCAAAGCUCUAUCUGAGUAGUAGAAAGGAAGAUAUCGACGUUUACUAUCUUGAAACUUGAAUCUAGACAGUUUUCUUUCUUGUUUCUAUACAGCAGAAAUCCACAAGUCAUUUUCAAAGAGAAACCACAAACCAGACAGAGGUUUAAAGGAAACCGUUGUGAAAUUAUGUGAGCAAUCCCACUAAUUAAAAUAAUUCUGCAACAUAAUAAUUAUUAUUUAUGAAUAAUUGGUCUCAUUCUAAAAACGUCAUUAUUUUUAUUCAACGACGGAAUUUACGCGAAAUUUCAGUAAGUCAGAUAUAAUGGUAUAUUCGAUCUAACCGUACAUCUUUUGUCCUCUCUGCGCAAAGUCUGAUCUGUAUAAAUUUUCAUUACAAAAGAAAGUCGUGGCGAAAGCGCGAAUAAAAUGGCUGCUUGCAAAAUGAUUUUUUAAACAGUGAUAUGUGAAAAUUAUGAUUGAGCUAAUAUAAAAAAGUUCAAGACUACAUAAAGAUGGCCGCCCUUAAUCAGAGAAGAAGAAGAUUCCUGAAGAUUUAAAGAUGUUCACCAAUAAUUAAAGCCUUUAAUUAUUGGAUUUAAAGCAGAAGAAUAUUCCAGAAGAUUUGAAGAUGGCCACCAAUAAAUAAAGAAGAAGAAGGUUCAGGAAAGUUAAAAGAUGGCGGCAAAUGCGAAAACCCCUGAAACCAUACCCUGGAUACCUCCAGGGCAAUCCCAGGAGGAGUCAUCAAAUAAAUUUGCGCACAAGAAGGGGAGUAUAGCCAAACAGAUAAACGAAGAAGUGAAGAAAAAGCGCUCCCGAGCACGUAAAGCGGAGCGCAGUAACAAAAGUUCUAUUACGUCUAGUACGACGCAGUCACAAAUUCUAAGUUUGUCCGACUCUGGACGAGGAAGCGAACUCAGCUCAGCGGAUAAAAAAGGAUUGAAAGAUAAAAUUGUUGAGAUAUUUGAAGAAGAUGAAAAUGAUUACGAAUAUGACAGUGAAGGAGGAAUUAGAAGGAAAUAUCCUGACAGUACAUUUGACAGCGGAAGAGGGAGUUUAGGUAAAAAUUUACUUUGA